This is a messenger RNA of Fopius arisanus, 6672 nucleotides long. It is a transcript of the gene Nrx-1, whose product is annotated as neurexin-1. The record is from RefSeq and is a predicted model, not a curated record. Gene Ontology annotation, molecular function: NADH dehydrogenase (ubiquinone) activity. The transcript is spliced from 30 exons. Lineage: Eukaryota; Metazoa; Arthropoda; Insecta; Hymenoptera; Braconidae. Bases 782 to 6529 code for a protein of 1915 amino acids.
CUAAAAAUCUUCCUAAAAACCGUCAAUAAUCACGAAAACCCAUACUAGUAUGAUCGAACAUUCAAAAAUAAUUGGGAAAGCACCGGAAUUUGGAGAUCUGAGUGAGGGUUAAAGUGCAGUCAUCAGCACUGAAACAACAAAUAUCACCUAUUACUCGAAUCUCCACUGAAAUAAUUAAAUAAAUAAUCAUCAUGGAGCGUUCAGUGAUCUCGGCAAUUAUGUGUUACGGAUUUAUCGUUAAAUAAUUGAUAAAAACAAGUGGUAGAGAGUCAGUAAUUAAUUGAGUCGUUGUAUUUUGAGUUCUUCAUUAUCUCAUCUCAUCGCAGCUCAUCUUGUUUAUCUGUUAUUCUCACGUGAAUAUCUGUGAAUAAAAUAACCACAUCGUGUCAGCAGUGCGUCACGUCCUUGGGAGAAAAGCUCGACCAAUGAUAAAGCUCCAUUAAUUUUUUGUUGCGGUUAGGAGGGGAUCGUAGUAAUCGUAGAAGAGAGUUGACGUCAAUUUGGACAGGAUACAUCGAUAUUAUCGUUGAUAUCGCAUUAUUUUGACACUGUGGAUCGUUGAUAGAUCAUGGGGCGAUCGUGGUAUUCGCUGAGCUGACCCAAAAUAAUCAAAAAAAAAUAUAUCAAAAAUUCUGGUGUCGAUGGCACUGCAGUGAGCAUUAUUACCGACAACAGGUGAAGACUUUUUCGGUUUUCAAUUGAUUAACGGUUCGGUAAUACAUGAGUGAGUGAUUGUGAAUUGAUGAAGUGAUUAAUUGAUUAAACGAAUAAUUGUUUAAUCAUGAUUGCGAGAUUUUUACUUGUCCUCCUUGUGCCAACGUGCUGGAGCUUUGUUUUGGAGGGUACGUCAUCCAGUUACGCGCAAUUUCGCAAAUGGAAUACAGCUCUCAACGGUAGUCUUGAGUUUGAGUUCAAAACAGAACAGGGAAAUGGCCUUUUGUUGUACGCUGAUGACGGGGGUAAUAAUGAUUUUUUUGAAAUAAAAUUGGUGGAAAGUGCGCUUAGACUGAGGUACAAUCUCGGUGGUGGGGCGCAAAUUGUUACUGUUGGUCAUGAUCUUGGUGAUAAUCAUUGGCACAAGGUUGAGAUUACGAGAAAUAAUGAAAAUACAACGCUCACGGUGGAUGGUGCGAGUGCCACUUCCACGUCGAGGGGAAAGGAAUUUGAAUUUGGAAAAUUUUCAAGUAAUUCUGAUGUUUACAUCGGGGGUAUGCCUAGUUGGUAUAAUAAUAAGUUGACGCUUCUGGCGUUACCCAGUGUUAUAUUUGAGCCGAGGUUCAAUGGAGUCAUCAGAAAUCUUGUUUAUGCUGAUGGUGAGGAUCUUGUGCCGAGGAGGCAGGAAAUUAAGAAUCGGGAUGGGAAGUGCGGUGGAUUUCCAUGUGUCGAAGCCGCUGGUCAACGCAAAUCCAUCAGAAGCAUACGAAACAUGAUCGCAUCAAAUACGACAGACGCAUGUGAAACGCGAGAUCCAUGCCAACACGGUGGAAUUUGCAUUUCCACAGAUACCGGUCCAAUCUGCGAAUGUCGCACUGGAGACUACGAGGGUGAAUUCUGCGAAAAAGAUAAGGUACCUUCGGAAGCGUCAUUCAAGGGAACAGAGUAUCUUAAGGUCAUGCUCAGUAGAGGUGACCCCAUUCUCAGUAUGGAGGAGUCCGUGAGUCUUCAAUUCAAGACGAGGCAACACAAUGGACUUCUGUUCUAUUCUGGCGAAGGUCUUGAUUACUUGACAGUUUCAUUAAGAGAUGGUGGAGCCGCUGUCAGUAUGACAUUGGCAAAUGGUCGUCUAGAUCUUCACAUCAAACCCACGAGAAUAAGAUUCGAUGACAACCAGUGGCACAAGAUUAUCGUCCAGAGGAGGGUGCAGGAGAUAUCGUCAAUCACGAGAUUCUGCAGGUUAUCAGCGAUAGUGGACAGUAUUUACGCAGAACACGCCCAUACAGCUGGUUCAUUCACACGAUUGCCCAGUAAACAGCUGUUAGUUGGUGGUGGUGCUGAUCCAAAAACACUACAAGGUGCCAAAGGAAUCACCAAUUUCGUUGGUUGUCUGCGCAAGGUCGUGUUCAAAGCUGAGGGCGUUGAGAUGGAGUUGAUUGAAGCUGUGAAAAACGGCGCCACAGGAGCGACUGCCUGGGGCAGAAUUGAUUUUCACUGUCGUGAGCCAAAGUCAGAUCCCGUCACCUUCACAACCCGUGACUCGCAUCUCAAGUCAUCUUCAUCAUCGGUGAAUGGAAGGCGACUUCACGGCGCCACCGUCACCUUCACCAGCCCAGAGUCCCACCUGGUGUUACCACCGUGGAAAGCCGCAGAGUCCGGAACUAUAUCCUUCAAAUUACGGACGAAUGAACCGAAUGGUUUAGUGAUGUACAGCCGCAGUGGAGCACCAGCAAGACCGGAUCUGUUUGCCUUCGAGAUCCUGGAUGGUCAUCUAUAUCUCCACAUAGACUUGGGCAGUGGUCAUCUUAAAAUUCGUGCAUCCAAGCGUCGUGUGGACAAUGGAACUUGGCAUGAUGUUGCAUUACGCAGAGUCGAUCGUAACGGCCGAGUGACUGUAGACGGCGAGACCAUUGACUUCAAUACACCCGGGGAUUCAACUCAACUUGAUCUCGAUGGCUUGCUGUACAUCGGUGGUGUGGGUGUACCUUUUGCACCUCUGACCGUACCGCCCACCCUUUGGAGCGGUGCCCUGAGGCAGGGUUACGUUGGAUGCAUGCGAGAUCUCGUUAUCAAUGGACAACCGGUUGACAUCGCUGGCUAUGCCCAACAACAAGACUCUGGCGCAGUAAGACCCGCGUGUCGCGCGCAAUCCGCCCACUGUUCGUCUCAACCGUGCAUGCACGGUGGCCAUUGUCUCGAGGGUUGGAACAGAUUUUAUUGCGAUUGUACAGCAACUGCAUUCACAGGGCCCACGUGUGGUAAAGACGCAUCGAUCCUCCAUCUCAAUGGGAGCCAGCAAUUGACAGCACUGAUGCCAGAGGACUCCAGAACCCAGGCCGAGGAAAUCUCCAUGAGAUUCAAAACAACAAAGCCCAAGGGUUUACUAUUAGCAACGAGUUUCGAGAAUAGUUCCGAUCGAUUGCAAAUAUCACUUGAACAGGGAGUAGCGAGGGUGCGAGUCCACAUCGGCGGUCGUGAGAAGGUUUUGUACUCCGGCCAGGGCCUUAACGAUGAUAUGUGGCACAGCUUGCGGUUUUCUCGGAGAGCGACUAGCCUCAAAUUCCAGGUGGACGAUGAGCCGAUUGUUCGAGCUGAAACCCAACUCGGCAGAGAUGCUAUAUUGGAAUUUCGCACCCUUCACGUGGGUGGUUAUCUUCAUCCCGGUGAGGAUUUGCCUCACUUUGUCGGCCAGCUCCAGCAAGUAUGGGUCAAUGGGCACUCAUACCUUGAAAUAGCCCGCAGCACUGGAAAUCAUCAGAGUACACAUCAGGGUGUUACGCCAAUUAUAAGGGUGACUGGAAAAUUUGGGAAACGCAAUCAUCCAGUGCAUCAUCCGGUUACUUUUACAUCGGAACAUGCUUUCGUCGGAUUGCCGGUUUUGAAGGCCUACGUCGAAACGAAUAUUUACUUCCAGUUCAAAACCAGAGAAACAAACGGCCUGAUUCUGUUCAACGCGGGUCGUGAGCGCGAUUUCAUUGCUGUGGAAUUGGUUAGCGGACACAUCCAUUAUGUCUUUGAUCUCGGUGAUGGGCCAAUUCGCAUCAGAGAUUCCUCAAGGUCACGUCUUAAUGAUGGAAAAUGGCAUGCCGUGAGUAUCGGCAGACCAGCCCCAAAGCGACACACACUGGCAGUUGAUGAUCACGUGAACGCGGUUAAUAGCCAAGGGAGCAAUGAAAAUUUAGAUCUCGAUGGUAUCCUCUACAUAGGUGGAGUGGAGAAGAGUCAGUACGCUCAAUUACCCAGUCCUAUACUGAGUCGUCAGGGCUUUGAGGGAUGUCUAGCCUCACUUGACCUGAGUGGUGAGAGUGUUGACCUCAUGUCAGAUACCGUUGUAACAAGUUCACUGGUUAGAUCAGGCUGUGAUGUCUACGCUAAUAUGCAUUCUGGGAAGAAAUGUACACAUGACAUUUGCGCUAAUCACGGGGCAUGUGUUCAGCAGUGGAAUAGCUACACUUGUGACUGUGAUAUGACGAGUUUUGGUGGACCAACGUGUAAUGACGAAGCCGUUGCCUACGAAUUUGGACCAGGCAGAGGAUUAAUUACCUAUACAUUCCCGACUGAUCGUCGGCCUGAAAUGAAACGGGACACUGUAGCCCUCGGAUUUGUCACCAGCAUUAAUGACGCAGUGCUAUUGAGAAUGGAAUCAGCGACGAGUAAUGACUAUCUGGAAAUCGAAAUAGUCGAAGGCAACAUUUUUGCUGUUUACAAUAUGGGCACUAACGAUCAUCCAAUCGGCGAAGUUGGGGUGAAAGUCAAUGACAACCAGUAUCACGUUAUAAGGUUUACGAGGAAUGGGGCUAACAGCACUCUACAAAUUGACGAUUAUGAUGUGCAGUCCAAUCAUCCGUCCGGGAAUCAAUUGACAAUAUUCAAUGGCCAAUCGACAAUUCAAGUCGGUGGUAAAUGGAGCAAGAACAAGGGAGGAGUAGAGCGUCCAUUCCUAGGGAUAAUCUCGGGAUUAGUGGUAAAUAGGGCUAGGAUAUUAGAAUUAGCAGCUGCCAGUCAGGAUAGAGUUGUAAUUACUAUCAGGGGAGAUGUGCAGCCAUUACCACCCGGCAGUUUAUUGGACAGAACGGCACCUCUUCAACGCAUGCAGCAGACACCCGCAUCCGGUCCCCCUGGCAUCAUGGAUGAUCUUAUAUUUUCUGGAGCUGGCAGUGGAUGUGCAGGCGAUGAUGAGGAUGAAGAUUGCACCCCAAUUUACGAUCCAAAUUCAGAUGACUUGAUAACGCCAGUGUACGUUGCACCAACGAGAUUACCACCAACAGCAAAACCAAAGAAAGAGAAUAUCCAGGAGCGUCCAUCCUGCGACGACGAAGAAGACUGCGAAGAAGGAUCUGGUGAUCCUGGAACCACCGAAGAAGUUAUCGUAACAUCAGUCACAGAUGCGAGCUCGGUGACAUUUACAACACAACGUGAAUCUUCUACAAGUCAUACGAGUACUCAGGCAUCAACAGGCUCAACUCCAGUUUCUCGUGGCACUGUAUCCACCACAUUUACACAGUACAAUGCGUCCAGUACAGAAACUGACUCUACGCACACCAGCACAACUGUAACGCCACGUACAACAAGUGCGACAACUCACUCAACAACAACAACAACAACGAGAAUGACAGAUCCACCGCCCUACCAUCCUGAGGUGUAUACACCAGGUCCUCCGAUAAAAAAAUAUCCACCAACAGUGCCGAGUAUUCACACAGAAGCAGCCAAGCACACAGCCCUGAUAAUCGUCAUAAUAGCUGGUGCACUGAUUGCUAUUAUUCUCAUUAUUCUACUGAUCCUGAAAUUCAAAAAUCGUCCUGAUACUCACUACAAAGUCGACGAGACCAAGAACUUCUGUCAAGAUCCAAAUGCCGCUCUACUCGGUGCCACUGGCUCAGAUCAACAGUACAACGGUGCCUUGAAAGCCGGAACAAACGGAAGUAAAAACGGUAAAAAAUGUGAAUUAAAGGAGAUCAAAGAGUGGUUUCUGACGAUAAAUUCACAUCGCUCCCAUUUUCUCAAGUCCAUUGAUUCGGAGUCUGGCAAGUUCCUUCGGGUCGUAUGUAACCAAAACAAUAAAAAAUAUCAAAUGAUGGCUUCAAUAAUUCUCAACAGUGCGCGUAAUGCUGUGAAAAUUUCCCUGCAGUCCCUCCCAAAACGUUAUGUUUCCAUUGCCUCAACAUUAAGAAGUCCCCAGGGAAUUCCAGAAAAUACUGAAGAAACAAAGCCAACUAUUCGCAAACCCACAAUCCACAAUCUCGAACAAGUGAAGGAUUUUGGUCGUUAUGUGGCUGAUUGUCUGCCAAAAUACGUCCAGAUGGUGCAGAUUGCCAGUGGAGAUGAACUGGAGAUUCUCGUAGCUCCUGAGGGAAUACGACCCACUUUGUCAUUCCUUCGAGAUCAUCAUAAUGCCCAAUUUACUCAACUUGUUGAUGUGACAGCCGUCGAUGUGCCUGGCAGAGCCUACAGAUUCGAGUUGAUCUACUGUCUUCUCUCUAUCAGAUUUAACAGCAGAAUUCGUGUAAAAUCGUAUACUGAUGAGUUGACACCAGUGGAUUCUGUUUGCUCUGUGUUCAAAUCGGCUAAUUGGUACGAGAGAGAAGUCUGGGAUAUGUAUGGAGUAUUUUUCACUGAUCAUCCGGACUUGAGGAGAAUUCUCACUGAUUAUGGCUUCGAGGGGCAUCCCCUGAGGAAAGAUUUCCCACUGAGUGGAUUCGUUGAGGUAAGAUAUGAUGAUGAGGUGAAACGAGUCGUAGCUGAGCCCCUCGAAUUAGCCCAAGAGUUUAGGAGAUUUGAACUAUCAGCUCCAUGGGAACAAUUUCCCAAUUUUCGAGAGACUUCCUCAGUUGAAGAAGUUGUGCCGGAAAAACCAAAGGAGAAUCCCCCGAAGUGAUAAAGAAGUUGGAAGAAUAAUCUUGUGAGACGCUAAUAAAUUUCGGCGUGUGUAAGCAUUGUAGAUUAGGCAGAAUAAAUUAUGAAAAGAUUGAGAGAAAAAUUCCAAAGGAUUUAUCCUCAAAAUGUAAUUUGUUGAGGAGA